Molecule: messenger RNA, 333 nt
Organism: Spirometra erinaceieuropaei
Lineage: Eukaryota; Metazoa; Platyhelminthes; Cestoda; Diphyllobothriidea; Diphyllobothriidae
Source: the annotation of a GenBank genome assembly
AUGCGUUCUCGCCUUGGAGACAUGCAAGUUGAUGAUAAAUUUGUCAAGGAGAUGUUCCUAGAGCGUCUGCCCACAGAUGUUCAAACGAUCCUGGCGUCCGGCUCUCAGGCUCUCACAGUGUCACAGCUGGCUGAGAUGGCGGAUCGAAUGAUAGAGGUGCAACGGUUCCAGUCACCUUCCGUUGCCCAGAUCUCAUCCUCAUCGCCAGUGAAUGAGAAUUUGCUAAAACAGGUGUCGGCCAUGGCGGAUGAGAUGGUCUCCCUUAAAAUACAGCUCGCCCGCCUAACUUCCAGUCGCCCACGUAGUCGUCGUCGUUCUCGUUCGCGACCUUAG